AUGAUCAAACUUUCAGAGGAAGGAUUACGGGACAACCAGUACAGUCCCGACGAUUACAUUGCCCUUAAAAAUCUCCAGUCUGAUGUUCCAGAGAAGAAAUCUGACUUCACUGAGGGGACUCUGGCAUCUCAGAACACAAAAAUGAUUUCAUCCAUAGUCAUUUCACAGCUGAUUGAUGAGAAUAAAUCAAAAGAAAAUGGGGCCGAGUUGCCUGUGCCGUGUGCGUAUCCCAUGAAGCUAUCGCUGGCUAAUCGCAGCGGAGUCACUAUUAGCAGGGCCUUCGAGUUCCUUCCCGGUAGACCAGGAAUUCAGACGCCGGCGGGGGAGCGAGGACCUGCGACAGAGACGCCGCGCAAAGAGGAGAAGCCGUGCGGUGGCUCCCAGAAGGGCUUUGCUUCCAUCACCAUCACGGCCAGGCGCGUGGGGCCCCCUGCCAGCACCCUGGUGUGGGAGGCUGUCGGGGACCCGCUCUGCAUCAAGUGCAGGACCCAGGAUACUCUGCUUGGGGACCCCUCUGCUCUGGCUGGUGGUGCCGAUCCAAGUCGGCACCAUGGACCUUUCACCUGUACAGAAUUCUCCAGAGACAGCUCUGUGAUGGGGCUGAAGGUCCCUGAAGCCCACGCACGGCUGUGUGAGGGGCACGAGUACUGGAUCACCAAUGUGGACAGCAGGGAGGACCAUUUUUCUCCCAGCACCCCACGGUCNGGAAAGAGCCCGCUGGUGUUCAGCUCCUGUGUCCAUCUCAGAGUGUCUCAGCCGUGUCCAAAUUCUGUCUACUACCUGGACAGGUCCCUGUCUGUCCCCAUUGAGCCACCUCGACUUGCUGGCCCUAAGAUGCACAGGUCCGUUCUGUCCCUCAACCUAAAUUGCAGUUCACACAGAUUGACACCAGAUGGAGUAGAUGGCACAGCUAACGGAGAGCCAAUAAGCAGAGCCCUGAAGCUGGAGCUCACGGAGGGAAACCAAAACCUCCUAGGCCCUCGCUGGAACCUAGAUUUGCAAGAAAGUUUCUUGAAGGAAAACCCGUCGUUGGGGCGGGUACAUUUGGGGACCGCGGGAACCGGCAUGUGUCCUUGGAGAGUCUCUCCUCCACCGGAACAUACAGAUGCGGGAAGUAACCAGAUCACUGUGAGAAAAGGGAAGGAGGACCGUGCAGCUCAUUGUCACACCGGUGGUCAUGGUCACGCCAAGCAGCUGUCCAUUCACAUCCCGGGCUGGAGCUACACGGCAGUAGAACCAAAAGUAUUUUCUGGAAGCCGCGAGAAGCACCAGGAAGGAGCACAUGUGACUGUGUCUGCUCCCCCAGUGGAACGGAAGCUGGUUAAAGAUCCCCUUCCUGAUGGGUCUAGCUCUCCAAGCAACAGCUGUCAGUCUAGUGACCUCUCUGAACCUGCAGAGAGGCAACAGCAAAGCCUCCCGAAACUCAGCAUCCCUUUACCUGGGUCCCUUUGCCCCUUCCAAGAUUUAUGCACAUCUCUGCAGGAAGACCACGGUGUUCAGAUAGAAAGAGAGUUCCUGGAAGGAGAUUACACGUGCUGUGACUUGGUUGUUAAAAUAAAGGAAUGCAAGAAGAGUGAGCAGCCCACCACACCCGAGCCCGAGCCAGCACCCACUGAGCCAGAAACCCCCCAGGGACCAGAGACCCACGACCUGCCAGAAGACUGUUCCAGGAGCCCGCAAAUGCCCGCAAGCUCCUUGACCUUGCAGGAGGCCCUGGAAGUCCGCAAACCUCAGUUCAUUUCUCGCUCGCAAGAACGUCUGAAGAAGCUAGAACACAUGGUACAGCAGAGAAAAGCCCAGCAGAAGGAGAGCCUGGGCCAGAAGCAGAGUGUCCUUCCUGUCCGCGCCAAUCAGAGGCAGUUCACCGUUCCCCACCCUCUUAGCGAUAACUUGUUCAAACCGAAAGAAAGGUACAUUUCAGAGAAGGAGAUGCACAUGCGAUCUAAAAGAAUCUAUAAUAACUUGCCGGAAGUUAGAAAGAAAAAAGAAGAACAAAAGAAAAGGGUGAUCUUACAGAGUAACAGACUCCGGGCCGAAGUCUUCAAAAAGCAAUUACUGGACCAGCUCCUUCAAAGGAACGCAGUCUAA
This is a messenger RNA of Lipotes vexillifer (Yangtze River dolphin), 2088 nucleotides long. It is a transcript of the gene CUNH10orf90, whose product is annotated as chromosome unknown C10orf90 homolog. The transcript has 10 exons. Gene Ontology annotation, molecular function: microtubule binding. Gene Ontology annotation, cellular component: cytosol; centrosome; centriole. NCBI's taxonomy places the organism in Eukaryota, Metazoa, Chordata, Mammalia, Artiodactyla, Lipotidae. The record is from RefSeq and is a predicted model, not a curated record. Gene Ontology annotation, biological process: regulation of centriole replication. The coding region runs from base 1 to 2088 and encodes 695 amino acids.